AAAAGCAACAGAAGCCAACCACAAAGAUAAACAAAAGAAAUUGUUUCAAAUUUUUCAAUACUAAACUCUACUUUUUAAGUGAAAUAAUUUAUUGAAAGAAGUAUGUAUGCAGCGGUGGAACAUGGGCCUGUGCUUUGCAGUGACUCCAACAUCCUCUGCCUGUCCUGGAAGGGGCGCGUCCCCAAGAGCGAGAAGGAGAAGCCUGUGUGCCGGAGGCGGUACUAUGAAGAAGGCUGGCUGGCCACUGGCAACGGGCGUGGUGUGGUGGGGGUGACUUUCACCUCAAGCCACUGCCGCAGAGACAGGAGUACUCCACAGAGGAUAAACUUCAACCUGCGGGGCCACAACAGUGAGGUGGUACUGGUGAGGUGGAAUGAACCAUACCAGAAGCUGGCUACAUGUGAUGCAGAUGGAGGAAUAUUUGUGUGGAUUCAGUAUGAAGGCAGAUGGUCUGUAGAGCUGGUCAAUGACCGAGGGGCUCAGGUGAGUGAUUUCACAUGGAGCCAUGAUGGAACUCAAGCGCUUAUUUCAUAUCGAGAUGGGUUUGUCCUGGUUGGUUCUGUCAGUGGACAAAGACACUGGUCAUCUGAGAUCAACUUGGAAAGUCAAAUCACAUGUGGCAUAUGGACUCCUGAUGACCAGCAGGUGCUGUUUGGCACAGCUGACGGGCAGGUGAUUGUCAUGGACUGCCACGGCAGGAUGCUGGCCCACGUCCUGCUGCAUGAGUCUGAUGGCAUCCUCAGCAUGUCCUGGAACUACCCCAUCUUCCUGGUGGAAGACAGCAGCGAGAGCGACACAGACUCCGAUGACUACUCUCCUCCCCAAGAUGGUCCUGCAGCGUACCCCAUCCCGGUACAGAACAUCAAGCCUCUGCUUACCAUCAGCUUCACCUCGGGAGACAUCAGCUUAAUGAAUAACUACGAUGAUUUGUCUCCCACUGUCAUCCGCUCAGGGCUGAAAGCAAAGCUUAAGCACUAUCUUUAUUUUGCAUCCCUGCAGCGCCCUAUCAUUUCCAUAUGCUGGGGCCACCGUGACUCACGGCUGCUGAUGGCAUCAGGACCAGCCCUGUAUGUGGUGCGUGUGGAGCACAGAGUGUCCAGCCUGCAGCUGUUGUGCCAGCAGGCCAUUGCUAGUAACCUGAGAGAAGACAAGGAUGUCAGCAAGCUGAACCUACCCCCCCGCCUCUGCUCCUACCUCUCUACUGCCUUCAUCCCCACCAUCAAGCCCCCAAUUCCAGACCCCAACAACAUGCGAGACUUUGUCAGCUAUCCUUCAGCGGGCAAUGAGCGUCUGCACUGCACCAUGAAGCGCACUGAGGAUGACCCAGAAGUGGGCGGCCCAUGCUACACACUUUAUCUAGAGUACCUGGGUGGGCUUGUGCCCAUCCUCAAGGGGCGGCGCAUCAGCAAGCUGCGGCCGGAGUUUGUCAUCAUGGACCCGAGGACAGACGGCAAAUCAGAUGAGAUCUAUGGGAACAGCUUGAUUUCUACUGUGAUUGACAGCUGCAACUGUUCAGACUCCAGUGACAUUGAACUGAGUGAUGACUGGGCUGCCAAGAAAUCUCCCAAAAUUUCCAGAGCUAGCAAAUCCCCCAAACUCCCAAGGAUCAGCAUUGAGGCCCGCAAGUCUCCCAAGCUGCCCCGGGCUGCUCAGGAGAUCUCCCGGUCUCCUCGGUUGCCGAUGCGCAAGCCCUCCAUCGGCUCACCCAGCCUGACGCGCAGAGAGUUUCCUUUUGAAGACAUCACUCAGCACAGUUAUCUUGCUCAGGUCACAUCCAAUAUCUGGGGAACCAAAUUUAAGAUUGUGGGCUUGGCUGCUUUCCUGCCAACCAACCUCGGUGCAGGUAAAAAUUCAUCCUAUUUUCUUACUUUGGAAAUAGAUCUUAAAAAUCCAAUUUCAACCUUUAGCAGCCUAAAAGUUCCUUUUUCUAAUUUCCUUCCAGUGACAGGAGCCUCUGGUGUCCCCGAGAACAACCCACCUUGUACCGUGAACAUCCCAAUUGCACCAAUCCACAGCUCUGCUCAAGCUAUGUCCCCCACGCAGAGCAUAGGGCUGGUACAGUCUCUGCUCGCCAAUCAGAAUGUGCAGCUGGAUGUCCUGACCAAUCAGACAACAGCUGUGGGGGCAGUAGAACAUGCAGGAGACAACGCCACCCAGUAUCCAGUUUCCAACCGGUAUUCCAACCCAGGACAGGUGAUUUUCGGAGGUGCAGAAAUGGGCCGCAUCAUUCAGAACCCUCCUCAGUUGCCCUUGCCACCACCGCCACCACCACCACAAGGAGCUGUGCAGAUGUCUGUAAUGGACCAUGGAGACCGAGACCACGAACACCUGCAGAAGUCAACCAAGGUCUUGCGGCCAGUGCCCCAGCUGGCGGCUGAGGGGGAUGCAGUAGUUUUCAGUGCCCCCCAGGAAGUCCAGGUGACAAAAAUGAACCCCCCACCUCCCUACCCAGGAACCAUUCCUGCUGCCCCCACCACAGCAGCACCCCCACCCCCUCUGCCACCACCACAGCCCCCGGUGGAUGUGUGCUUAAAGAAGGGCGACUUCUCCCUCUACCCCACAGCAGUACAUUACCAGCCUCCCCUGGGCUAUGAGCGGAUCACCACCUUUGACAGCAGUGGCAAUGUGGAGGAGGUGUGCCGGCCUCGCACUAGGAUGCUCUGUUCCCAGAACACCUACACCCUUCCUGGCCCAGGUAGCUCUGCCACCUUGAGGCUCACAGCCACUGAGAAGAAGGUCCCUCAGCCCUGCACCAGUGCUACCCUGAACCGCCUGACUGUCCCCCGCUACUCCAUCCCCACAGGGGACCCACCACCAUACCCUGAAAUUGCUAGUCAGCUCGCCCAGGGGCGGGGCACUGCCCAGAGGCCAGACAGCAGCCUCAUUCAUGCCACCCUGCGGAGGAACAACCGCGAGGUGGCGCUGAAAAUGGCCCAGCUGGCUGACAGCUCCCGGGCGCCACUGCAGCCCCUAGCCAAGCCCAAGGGUGGCCCUGGCGGGGCAGUGGCACAGCUCCCAGCCCGGCCCCCACCAGCCCUGUACACCUGCAGCCAGUGCAGUGGGGCAGGGCCCAGUGCACAGUCAGGCACUGUCCUCGCUCAUGCUAUCAGCUCCUCCCCGCUGACCUCCCAGUCCUCUUACAACCUCCUGAGCCCACCUGACAGCACCCGUGACCGCACCGACUACGUCAACUCCGCCUUCACGGAGGAUGAGGCCCUGUCCCCCCACUGUCAGCUUGAGAAGCCCCUGAGACAUCCCCCACUGCCUGAAGCCACUGUCACCGUGAAGAGGCCGCCUCCUUACCACUGGGACCCUGUGCUGGGUGAGGAUGUGUGGGUUCCUCAGGAAAGGACAGCACAACCUGCAGUGCCCAACCCCUUAAAACUGCCCCCUCUGAUGCUAGGGCAGGGCCAGCACCUGGAUGUGGCUCGAGUGCCAUUUGUCUCCCCCAAGUCCCCUGCCAGCCCCACUGCCACUUUCCAAACAAGCUAUGGGAUGGGAGUGCCAUAUCCAGGAAGCUAUAACAACCCCCCUCUGCCCGGAGUGCAGGCUCCCUGCUCCCCCAAAGAUGCCCUGUCCCCAGCACAGUUUGCACACCAGGAGUCAACUGUCGUCCUUCAGCCAGCAUAUCCGCCUAGCCUCUCCUAUUGCACCCUGCCCCCCACAUACCCAGGAAGCAGCACGUGCUCCGGUUUACAGCUGCCACCUGUCGCCUUGCACCCAUGGAAUUCCUACAGCACCUGCCCACCUGUGCAAAACCCCCAGGGCACUCUCCCGUCUAACCCCCAUUUAGUGGUGGAGAAACCCCUUGUAUCCCCACCACCCGCUGACGUCCAAAGCCACAUGGGCACAGAGGUGAUGGUAGAGACUGCUGACAACUUUCAAGAAGUCCUCUCCCUGACGGAAAGCCCGGUCCCCCAGAGGACAGAAAAGUUUGGGAAGAAGAACCGGAAACGCCUGGACAGCCGAGCAGAGGAAGGAAGUGUUCAGGCCAUCACUGAGGGCAAAGUGAAGAAGGAGGCUAGAACUUUGAGUGACUUUAAUUCUCUCAUCUCCAGUCCCCGCUUGGGGAGAGAGAAGAAGAAAGUGAAGAGUCAGAAAGACCAACUGAAGUCAAAGAAGUUGAACAAGACAAAUGAAUUCCAGGACAGCUCCGAGAGUGAGCCCGAGCUGUUCAUCAGUGGGGACGAGCUGAUGAACCAAAGCCAGGGCAGCAAGAAGGGGUGGAAGAGCAAGAGGAGUCUUCGGACAGCCAGUGAGCUAGAGGAGUUCAAGUGCCGCAAAGCCAGCGAGAAGGACGAUGGGCGGCUGGGCAGCCAGGGCUUUGUGUAUGUGAUGGCCAAUAAGCAGCCUCUGUGGAACGAGGCCACACAGGUGUACCAGCUGGACUUCGGAGGACGGGUGACCCAGGAGUCGGCCAAGAACUUCCAGAUCGAGUUGGAGGGGCGGCAGGUGAUGCAGUUUGGACGGAUUGAUGGCAAUGCAUACAUCUUAGACUUCCAGUACCCCUUCUCAGCUGUGCAAGCCUUUGCUGUUGCCCUGGCCAACGUGACUCAGCGCCUCAAAUGAAGAGACCAGUACCGGAAGAAAGAUGCCACAGAGCCUUCAGAGGUAGAGCCCAUGCUGCUGCUAGCCAGGGGACCUGGAGACAACAGCAGAAGUGGGAGAGCCCGUCAAGCCGGGAAGGCACUGGCCUUUCGGCGUGUCGUUUAUUCCAUUACCUUUAUCAUCUGUCUUUCUUUUCUUCUUUAACUAAAGUGUUAUUUGCAAGGCAAGGGUGUGAAAUGCCUGGUGUUCUUUCAGACAGUGUUUAGUGGCUGCAGAAACACUCUGCUGAGUUUGCUUCUCAGUGACCAGGACAAGGGCCUUUGGAGAGAAGACAGACUGCCUUCUAGCCUGCCUGCUAUUUUAGACAUAGGGAGUGUGUGUUAGUGUUCAUUUUCCACAACAUCUGGCCUUUAUUACUCUUCCAACAUUAUCAUUAGUGCAAAACACAAACUUCAGAAAAUAAAAACGACCCCAAAUCCUGAAAAUUCAGGCUCUUUUAUGGGGAGAGGGCAGCAUUUAGUUCACAUAUAUUAUGGUACUCCCCAAAAGAUGACUUGAUGGAUGAAGGAUAUGAGGGCAAAUGCACUGUAUUCCAUUCACGAAAGUAGCUCUGUGCAGAGGUACUAUCAUCAGGGUGGAUGUGGUUUGGUGUCAAAGAAGGGGUUAUAAACAGGUGAGGAAUGAUGUGCCCAUGCAGACAAAUACUUGGGGGACUCAGUGGUGUGCUUUAUAUAAAGACUACACUUCUCUUCCAGAAGACUCCAAUAUAAACAUCACAUAUGAUGUCAGAUGUUGCAUAGGAUCAAUGAUAACUGUUGAGUAAGAUGUCCUGAAGGUAAGAGACACCAGUGAAAAGAGCCCAGGGAUUAUGUCUGAUAAAGGGUAUGACAGUCAGUAGAACCCAUAUUUACUGAGCAAGAUGGUAUUGCCUCUAUGCCUUUUAAAAAAAUCUCAAACACAUUAUUACAAACAUAUUUCUCAUUAGAUAUCAUUAAUGUGUCAUUUCCCUUUCUAAAAAUAUGGAUGAGACUUGAUUUGAAGCAAUUCUUUCUUGGUUACAUUAAAAUUCAGUUGACUAGAAAUGCUUUCCAUCAAGUUACAUAUGUAACCCCCCAAAAUGGAAGCUUUGCCAGGAUAUGAAAAAGUAGCAGUAUAGUCAAAUCCUUGACAAAUGCUCCAUGAUACUCUCCAGGGGAUGGGGAGAGCUUUUUAUCCAUCUAGACUGUUUUUACUGAGGUGAGAAACUACUAAGAAAGCAUCGUUAAAAAAUGACUAUACCUAUGGCGGUUAGAUGUCUGCUCUUUGUUAGUUCAGCCUAGAAGAUCUUUGCCCACUUAUCUAUAAUGAGAUGCUGCCAAUACGACCUAGUUUGCUUUUGGUUACUCCUACUGAUAUUGUUUCAGGAUAGAGCAUGACAGCUGACUGCUAGCUUUGACACAUAAAUUUAGAUUGUAUUUGGAAACAGGAAAGUGGAAGAUGCUUACAGGAAAGUAUUUUCAAAUUGAAUUUAAUUUUCAAUUUUUA
Messenger RNA from Dipodomys ordii (Ord's kangaroo rat), 6072 nucleotides. It is a transcript of the gene Tulp4, whose product is annotated as tubby like protein 4. The transcript has 12 exons. Bases 103 to 4569 code for a protein of 1488 amino acids. The record is from RefSeq and is a predicted model, not a curated record. Gene Ontology annotation, molecular function: protein binding. Lineage: Eukaryota; Metazoa; Chordata; Mammalia; Rodentia; Heteromyidae.